AUGUCUGAGAAGGAAGGGGAUAUCUUUUACAAUUUACAAACUUUACUUGGUCAAGAUUAUCGCGGCGUAAAUAUAGCGGUAUAUGCACUUGCUACUGCGUCGCUGGCAUUUUCUAUACAUAAAAUCCGUCCGGUCAGCAAGUUUUCAAAGGCUACUAAAGUUCCUGAUCACUUCAUAAAGAACCAUGAACCAUUAAAUGGAGUGUAUGUGGGGGUUCAACACUCGCCUGUGCGUCUACUUAUCAACCACAAAGCACCAAUAUACUUACCACUAUGGCAUUCCAGCAAACCUCCAAUCCCAGUCAAGUUGUGGGGUGUAGAUAUUGUAAGUGGCAAUGCUGUGAACUGGCUGGAAUGUGUGGCAAAAGGCCAGAAAGUGACUUUAAAGCCAAUUGGAAGAGAGAAGGAAGACCUUGUUUCAUCUGUCUUACUGCAUCUACCACAGUCUGGGAAAAAAUCAGUUGAGACCUUAGAUAUUGGACAAAAGUUAGUAGAACUGGGUUUUGCAAAGGCUUCUGUCCCUCAAGGCAUUAAGGAGAAAACCUUCGAGUCACAAAUAGCUCCGGUCAUAUUGUCAGCUGAGACUUGCGCAAAAAAAUACCGCAAUGGUAUCUGGUCGGACAAACUUCCUCCAGUUCCAUUGUAUGUUAUUUAUUGGAGAAAAGGGUCUAAGUUUGUAGCAGGUGCCUUUAUUUUCACUAUCAAUAAACUUGUUCAAUUAUUGACUUUUGCAUCUAAAAGUGCCCUAAUUGGAACAAAAAAUCUAAUGCUACGACCAUUUAGGUCUACAUCGAAACAAAUUCAUACUACAUGA
Molecule: messenger RNA, 813 nt
Organism: Parnassius mnemosyne (clouded apollo)
Lineage: Eukaryota; Metazoa; Arthropoda; Insecta; Lepidoptera; Papilionidae
Source: the annotation of a GenBank genome assembly